GAAACCCCUCUUUCAUUUUUCUCUUUCGGAGCCUCAUCGUCCACACAGUCUCGUGUGUCUCACUGAACGUCUCGUUGCCCUGCAGACUUCGCUUCUGGGGAGCUUCGAUUCUUCGGUUGAGAAGGGUAACGACGAAAGAUCAUUGAAUUCCAGCACCAGUAUAUUAGUCUUAUUGGAUGGCAAUCGUACCUUUUGGUAGUACAUGGGUGGCUCGGUAUGGACUUCAGCCUCAGCUUCUACCAAGGUCCUCCACUACAACUAACUUAUCAACAUCAGCACUUCGCAGUUUGCCGAGUAAGAUAAGAGCAUUGGCAUCACCAAGUUCAAGCCUUUUUUCUCAAGAAUCUUUGCAUGAGCUUUUCAAUUCAUUGUCAUACAAGAAUCCAUGUCAAAGGAGAGGCACCCGAUUCAUCGUUAGGGCUGAUAAGGACUACUAUUCUGUUCUUGGUGUAUCCAAAAAUGCCAGCAAACCAGAUAUUAAAAGUGCUUAUCGAAAGCUUGCAAGGAGCUACCAUCCCGAUGUAAACAAAGAACCUGGAGCGGAACAGAAGUUCAAGGAGAUAAGCAAUGCUUAUGAGGUGUUGUCGGAUGAUGAGAAACGUUCAAUUUAUGACAGGUAUGGGGAGGCUGGGCUAAAAGGUUCUGGCAUUGGCACGGGGGAUUUCAGCAACCCCUUUGAUUUGUUUGACUCAUUAUUCGAUAACCUGGGCGGUAUGGGUGGCAUGGGUAUGGGGGGAAGGGGGUCAAGAAACCGAGCCAUGGAAGGUGAAGAUCAAGUGCAUAACCUGGUUUUAAAUUUUAAAGAAGCCGUGUUUGGGGUUGAGAAGGAGAUUGAAAUAAGUAGGCUUGAAGCCUGUAGCACCUGUGAUGGAUCGGGUGCAAAACCAGGCACUAAGGCAUCGACGUGUAAAACUUGUGGUGGGCAAGGGCAAGUUGUGUCGUCCGCUAGGACCCCACUAGGCAUCUUCCAGCAGGUGAUGACGUGUUCUUCUUGUAAUGGCACAGGGGAGAUCUCUACGCCCUGCAACACUUGUAGCGGUGAUGGCAGAGUAAGGAAGUCGAAACGGAUAAGCCUGAAAGUUCCCCCCGGUGUAGAUUCCGGUAGCCGCCUGAGGGUUCGCUCUGAAGGCAAUGCAGGAAAGAGAGGUGGAGCCCCGGGGGAUCUUUUCGUGAUCAUAGACGUUCUACCCGACCCUGUACUAAAAAGGGACGACACCAACAUUCUCUACACUUGCAAGCUGUCUUAUGUUGACGCUAUUCUGGGCACAACAACAAAGGUUCCAACGGUCGAUGGGGAGGUCGAUCUAAAGGUUCCGGCUGGCACCCAACCAGGGACAACAUUAGUAAUGGCCAAAAAAGGCGUGCCUCUUCUGGGCAAACCCAACAUGAGGGGUGACCAGCUGGUGCGCGUCCAAGUUGAGAUCCCAAAACGGCUGAGUAGCGACGAGAGAAAGCUCGUAGAAGAACUUGCCAACUUGAGCAAGGGCAAAACUCCAACUAGUAGCAGGAGGUAGUAAAUCGCCCUUCCAAAAGCUUUCACUCUCAACUUUCAAGAGCUUUGUGGAAAACAUAGGGGUCGCGAUUCUCAAAUUUCGCUGUGAUUUCUCAGUCUACAUACAACUGCAACUAGUUGUAGUGAAAUUUUGUCUUUGAUUUUCAUACUGUUACUAGAUUUGGAUGAAACUGUUGAUUAGUUUGUUAAUGUACUAUUGACAUUUAGCAUUACAUCUAUGCUCUUGCUUUUUGGAUCAUAUAAUUAUUUUAUUUGAUUUGAAAUCCAACUGUAAAAUAAGAUUGAUUACCCAAGUA
This is a messenger RNA of Ipomoea nil (Japanese morning glory), 1809 nucleotides long. RefSeq names its product chaperone protein dnaJ A6, chloroplastic-like. Gene Ontology annotation, cellular component: cytoplasm. The transcript has 8 exons. Gene Ontology annotation, biological process: response to heat; protein refolding. Gene Ontology annotation, molecular function: heat shock protein binding; ATP binding. Bases 177 to 1514 code for a protein of 445 amino acids. The record is from RefSeq and is a predicted model, not a curated record. Lineage: Eukaryota; Viridiplantae; Streptophyta; Magnoliopsida; Solanales; Convolvulaceae.